This is a messenger RNA of Drosophila innubila, 1921 nucleotides long. It is a transcript of the gene gsb-n, whose product is annotated as protein gooseberry-neuro. Gene Ontology annotation, biological process: regulation of transcription by RNA polymerase II; anatomical structure development. Lineage: Eukaryota; Metazoa; Arthropoda; Insecta; Diptera; Drosophilidae. Gene Ontology annotation, molecular function: RNA polymerase II cis-regulatory region sequence-specific DNA binding; DNA-binding transcription factor activity, RNA polymerase II-specific. The coding region runs from base 202 to 1596 and encodes 464 amino acids. The record is from RefSeq and is a predicted model, not a curated record. The transcript is spliced from 5 exons.
ACUGUUAUCAGCAGUUUUACUCAGUGAUUAGCAUGUGAAUUGUGUAUUGUUGCUAAUUUUCGUGUGUGUGCGUGUGUGUGUGUGUGUGCAUUCAGAUCCCAUGAAUUGACCCACAAAAGCUUUUGACUUGCGGUCCACUCUACUCGUACUGUCAGCCUCAAACAUAGCUUCUAAGUUAUUACCUAAGUACAACACUCUAAAAUGGAUAUGUCCAGCGCCAAUUCAUUGCGACCUUUAUUUGCCGGAUAUCCUUUUCAAGGUCAAGGACGUGUCAAUCAACUUGGCGGUGUUUUCAUCAAUGGACGACCGCUGCCCAAUCACAUCCGCCUGAAAAUCGUGGAAAUGGCCGCCAGCGGGGUUCGGCCAUGUGUGAUAUCGCGACAGUUGAGGGUUUCCCAUGGCUGUGUAUCCAAAAUACUGAAUCGCUACCAGGAGACGGGUUCGAUAAGACCAGGAGUGAUUGGUGGCUCGAAGCCCAAGGUGACAUCACCAGAGAUUGAAGGACGCAUCGAUGAGAUGCGCAAGGAGAAUCCCGGCAUUUUCAGCUGGGAGAUACGCGAGAAACUGAUCAAGGAGGGCUUUGCGGAUCCACCAUCAACGUCAUCGAUUAGUCGAUUGCUGAGAGGAAACGAUCGGAGUAGCGAGGAUGGACGCAAGGACUAUACGAUACAUGGGAUACUCGGCGGCCGCGACUCGGACAUCAGUGACACCGAAUCGGAGCCGGGCAUUCCAUUGAAACGCAAGCAGCGCCGUUCCCGCACAACAUUCACCGCCGAACAGCUGGAGGCACUGGAGCGCGCCUUUGCCCGCACCCAGUACCCAGAUGUCUACACCAGGGAGGAGCUUGCUCAGACCACGAGCCUGACGGAGGCGCGCAUCCAAGUGUGGUUCUCCAAUCGCCGUGCACGUCUGCGCAAGCAUUCGGGUGGAUCGGGCUCCGGAUUGUCUCCCAUGAAUGGCAGUGGGGCCAGCGUGGGCGUAGGUGUUGCCGUCAGCGGUGCAGCUGCACCACUUGGGUUUGCACCACUCGGUGUCGGCUCCAUGGCGGGCUAUAGUCCCGCCGCUGGCACCACAGCCAGUGGUGCGACGGGCAUGAGCGACAGCUCCCAUCACCAUCACACCACCGCCCAUGCGCCCACCUCCCACAGUGCAGCAGCCGCUGCAGCGGCGGCUCAUCAUCACACCCAGAUGGGGGGCUACGAUCUGGUGCAGAGUGCGGCGCAGCACGGUUUCCCAGGCGGCUUUGCCCAACAUGGACACUUUGGCGGCCAGAACUACUAUCAUCAAGACUACUCGAAGCUAUCCAUUGAUGAUUUCUCCAAGCUGACCGCGGAUAGCGUCUCCAAGAUCUCGCCCUCUUUGCAUUUAAGCGAUAACUACUCCAAGCUGGAGUCGCCCUCCAACUGGUCCCAGGCCGCCUACCAUCUCAACCAGUCGGCGGUGGCGGCAGCCAAUUACAAUGCGGCGGCGGCUCACCAUGCGGUCGCCCAGCAUCAGUUGAAUGAUUAUGCGGCUGCGGCGGCUCAUGGUAAUGUGGCGGCUGCCUACAAUCAUCCACUGCCCGCCCAGGGUCAGGGGGCGAAGUACUGGUCAUGAGUGAAUUGCAUAACCAGAAAAAGCAACAACACUGGCAGAUAAAGUGAAGAAAAGCGCAGUCGUCUUUUGAAUUAGUUGUAGAUUAUUUAAAUGCAUUUCAAUUAUCAGCAGAGGCACAUGUAAAUCUUAGACAUCUUUUUAUUCGCCCAAUAUGGAAAUCAAUUGGCUUAGCUAAAUAUAAUAUUAUAAUUUAAUGUUACACGGCUUUCAGAGGCGCAUUGAGUUGCCUUUGUCAGGCGACGUGUUUACCGUCUAAGUAUAUUUAUUUGAACUUUAGAUACAACGCGAUAUUAUUGAUAAAAUACAGAGAACUACUAUUUUACAA